Molecule: messenger RNA, 1012 nt
Organism: Linum trigynum
Lineage: Eukaryota; Viridiplantae; Streptophyta; Magnoliopsida; Malpighiales; Linaceae
Source: the annotation of a GenBank genome assembly
UAUCCCACAGCCCACAAUGCAUAGGGAAACCCUAGCCCAACUUAAAUAAACCUUCGCUUAAGGACCCCUCCCAAAUGAAAACCCCAUAGCGGUUGUAGCCGCCACCACACCCAUCAAAGUGAUGACUCACAUCCCUUGCCUUUCGGCUCUCCGACGACAGAUGCCAUCAAAUCAACCAUCCCCUCUACCCUCUUCUCCUUCACACUAUCCCACCUCCUUCACUGCCGGGAAACCCUAAAAAAACCCUAAUGGAAGAAGAAGCAAGAAUAAUAGGCAAAAAAUAGAAAUCGGAAUCCAGAGGCAACAUGCUAAAAUCAGAAUCAAAGAGGGAGCUGGUGGUGGACUCACUUCGUCAAUUGCCAUCUAAAUCUGCUCGCUCUCCGUCAAUCCCCAUCGCCGCCUGCGCUGAGUUGUUCUCACCAUCCCCACCUACCCCUGAGUUCUCUCCGCCAUCAACGCCUACUCUGAGUUGUUCUCACCAUCACAGUACGUUGCCGCCGAGUCUAGAGACCAAGAGAGGGGAGGAGAAAUCGCCGCUGCAUAUUGUGCUUUGAGGAGAGAGAAACAGAGAGGUAAAGAGAGAGAUAAGGUAAGUGGUUGGACUAGGGAAGAGAGUUUCACGUGAAACAAAAAAGUGGGGAAGAGUUGCUUUAUGUGACCUCGGGUAUGGUCUUGAAUCCGAACCGGAUAUAUUUUAGUUCGGAUGAGCCGAACCGAAAUAUAUUUGGUUCAAAUUUGGUUUUCUUUGUGACCUACUUUGGGGACCCGGUAAUUGCCUAUUCGGUUCGGUUCAAACUGAAUCGACCAAAUGUUCAUCCCUAGCUCGACCCGUAUCUUCCCCAUGCUAGAGAAAAUCGGAACAAGCCUUCUGCAGCUUAUGAAGAAACUUUUUGAGAGCAGCAAGUGUUGGAACCAAUAUUGAACCACUCACAUUAAGACCGUGGACACAACUUGAAUUCUCUCGACAUAAAUCAAUUUCAUUGCUCGUCAGGAAUGAAUUCGCUUAGUCAAC